AUGUAAAACAAAUAAAAAGAAAAGAAACAAGUUGAAAUGAAAAUUUUGAUUAAAAAAAAAUACUUGCUAUAAAUAUUUGUUAUUCUUUUAUAAUUUGUGAUUCAUUUGUCUUUUUCACAAAUAAUAACAUAAAAUGAAUCAAUAAACUUAUAAUAAAAUGAGUAAUAUCUUUAAGAUGUAUCUGAUUUUUAUGAAUUUAUAGCUAAAAAUAUAACUUUUCCAUCUGGUUAUCCUUCAAAUCAGAUUAAUUAACCAUACACAAGUUUGUCCGAUACGAAAAAUAAUUAAGUGACAAGUACUACAUUGGCAAGUUACAAUUACGCAAAUGCGAUUUACUCAAUAGCUUUGGGUUAUCAGCUCAAGAGCAACAGCAAUAACUUGGAUGUGAUUCUCACAUACUAUAGGACAUAUAUCAAUCCAAAGAAUGGAGUGAUUAAAAGGGAAGAACUAAACAAUAGAAAGAUAGAAAGCAUAGAUCCGCAAAAUACUCCUAAUUAUUAAUACGCAAGUAUGUUUAACAGUACUGCUGGUUUUGUGUCUUAUUAUAAAAUAAAUGCUACCUGUUUUUAAAAGUCUGUUUAUUUCUUCAAUUAUCUAGAUAAGAUUGGCAUUAAUUUAGUGGAGAUUACUGAUAUAGAUCUUUUUAAUCAUGCUUCAAUUUUAGGAUCAAAAGGAACUAUUUAUCUCAUUCAAUACAGAUUCUAAUAAUUCUAACUGUAUACAUACAAAAACUAAGAAUCUACUUUAGUCGAUUUGACAAAAUCAUACAAAGACGUAUUGAUAUCCAAGUAUGUUUCAGAUCAAGGAAAAUACUACUUUGGCAUUAGUUUAUUAAAUUCUACAGUAUAUUGUGCUUCAAUUAACUUCACCAACUAAAAACUGAUAAUGAAUAAGUACUAGUUGCCCCAAUUUUUGAGUGAAGAUAGCGAAGUCUAUGUACAAAGAUUAAACGAUUAUUUCUACAUAAUUAUUUCUGAUAUCCAUUAAAUAACUAUCUUAAAGUUUUAGUCUUUUGGUCUAUUAGAUUUUGGUACUAUGAAAUUAAUAGAAAAUAAGCAAUUUCCUUUUGGUUUUGGUGCUAGAUCUUUUCCCACAUUUAUUUCACAAAGCAAUUUUAUUUUCAUAAAAGACAAGCAAAUCCAAUUAGUGGAUGUAAAGAAAUCAAGAGUGAUUUACUCACAAUCUUUUGAUGCAGGAUUGGAUUUUUAUUAAUUAGAUUAUUACUAGAAUCAAUUUAUUUUGUACUUUCUUAAUAAUGACGGUCAAGGCAAGAUUACGUAUUUGAGCAAAUAAAUUUAAAUUAAAGCCCCGUCUUUAAUAAUCUAAGGCAAAUAAUAAUAAUUUUCCCUAUUAAUUUCCUCAAGUAAUUUCCCCUUUUCUUUUAAUGUCAUUGUUACUGUGAAUAUUCCCUCUCAAGAGUAAGUUACAUUCCAAUAAGAAGAAAUCCUUAUCACAUAAAUGAUGGACACUCUCCUCAAGCCAACAUAGUAUUUCGAAGUUGAACCAUAUGUUGAAGGUCCUGAUCUUUCUUUACAGGUAACUUUACCACAAUCCUCAAAACAGCUGAUAAAAAGCGCUUAAUUUGUAAAAGUACAUUCUCUUAAAUCUUUUCAGUAAUUUAAAAUUGAUGAAACAUUUGUCCCACAUUAAACAGAUUACUACUUUUCUUCACUAGCAUAAAGACAAAAAAUUUUGACAAAUAAUAAAUAAAAUUAAUAAGAAAAAACUAAGAAUUUUAAGAGCUUAAUUCAUCAAAAAAUAGAAGAUGAAAAUAGCUUAAAUUAUACAAAUUAAAAUAUUUUAAAAGACAAGAAUUAAAUUUUUUAUGAAAUCAUUGCUUUACUGCCCGUAUAAAACAUCGAUGGAAGUGGAAGCAUUCAGGUACUAGCAAGUGAAGAGUAAUUUGACUAAGUAAUUGACCAGAUUGAUAAUUCUGGGUCAUUUACUCUUUAGUAAGAUCAAUCACUACCAAAUCAGAGAAUUUAUGUUCCUAUUAUCAACAAAUAAUAACUCAUUUUAAAUCAUUAUGAUUUUUCAUGCAAUUAAAAAUUUAUGUUUGCUUCUGAUAUUACUGCUAAUGCUCUUUUUGUUUCAUGUGGAUCCUUGCUUUAAAUGGUUUCUUUCAUACCUUCAAGUGAUUCAAAGAUUCCUCUGGUCGUUACCUAGUUAUACAAUAUCACAAUAGACCCAACUCCAUUUAAUAAAUUACUCACCAACAGAGGUUUGCUUUUCAUCUAUAACGAUACAUGUAUAACUGCAUUCGAUUACAUUAACAUUAGCUACUUCCCAUUUGCUAUUCAAAUACCUAAAAUAUCACCUAAUUAAUAAGUUGUGUUCUUUAAGCACAGUUUUAUCCUUAUUUCUCCUACUAAUUCCUAAGCAUCUAAGUCAGCUAUCAACGAUGGGACCAGUAUAUAAGCUGCUUAAUAUUCUUAUAAUAAUUUCUAGCAAAGCUAACCCACACUGUAAAGAUAUCUCCAAAUUGACUAAUAGCAUUUAGUUAAUAGUUCUUAUAAAGCUAUAGCUAUUAGAAAUGACAUAGAAUACUUAUUGCUCUCAUAAGCUUAACAACCUGAUUAUUACAGCAUCUACAGAAUAUCUAUGAACGCAUAUUCACAAAAUCAACUAUAUUCAACAAUUUAGAUACCUAUAAACUCAAUUCCAAUAAUCAACUCUGAUAUGAUUUGCAUAAUCCAAAAUAGUUCAGGUAGUGAUAAUCUUUAAAGCAACGUAAACUGCUUCUAAAUAAUGGAAAAAGCCUCAAUUGUUUAUGACUUGCUAAUUGAUGAAACUCAGUUCUAUAACAACCUUUCCUUCUCUACCUAGAUUCUUCUUUCUAGUGGGAGCCAAACUUCUCAAACAUAUAAUCUAGUCUUGUAAAGAAAUGCAGAGUUGAAAAAUAUGGUUGUGGAUCAAAAAUCUCUAGAGCUUAAAUCAUUAAAAGAUUAAUUUUAUAAUGGUUAAUGGGAUCAAUCAACAACAUUUUCUUUCAACGACCAAAAAAUAUUAAACACUUGCGUUCUAGGAUGGUACAGCAGCUUUAGCCAGUGUAAUGUAAAAAAUAGAAUUACUUAUUCUUAAUCAACACAAUAGCAAUUAUUUAAUUUAAAUUCCAAAAACAAAUCAAAAGUCAUUACAAAUAUCAAGAAUGAAAAAAAUUAAAUUAACUAAAAUGAACAUAUAUAAAACAAUACAAAAAAUUUAAAAGAGUUUAAUAGAAUUAUAUAAGAAAAUAACUUAGAAUAAAAUUAAUAAUAAUUAGCAAAUAACGAACAAUAAAAUAUUUAAAUUAAGUACUUUAACACCAACAAUUAAUAACAUGAAAGUUUGAUUAAACAAUAAAAAUAUCAAAAUUAAGAAAUAAAUUAUCAAUAAAAUUUGGAAUCUUUAAACUCUUAACUAAAUAACAAAAAUAAAUAAAUUGAAAAUGAAUCAGAAGAAUCCUCAGAUAAUGCGAAUAAGUUACUCUUCUUUAGCAUUUUAUUUGAUUAAGUCAUAAUUGUUUCCUAAAGCUCAACAAAUAUAAUGAAUUUGCUAUCAAUAAAUUAAGAUUAUUAUGGAUGUUCCUUCAUGGAUGAUAACGCAAGCAUCACAAAUAGGAAACAAGGAGUAUUUUAAGUUGAUCUCUAUGUCUUGUGUUCUCAAUAUUUGGAUAUAUACAACUUGAAAAUUUCGAGGGAUAGCAAGAAUUAAUACACAAGUGUAAAUGUUAACAGUAAGGUAACUUACUCUACUUAAUAUAUCUAUGACCCAUCACCAUAUUGGAAGAUUCUUUCGAUCAAUUAAAGUAUAAUUUUGACUAAAUUUAAUGAAAGUAAGUAUUUUUUAAUAAUUUCUGACAACUAAUUCUACAUUGACCAGAAUUAAAUACCCUACUCAACUAUUAUAGGAGUAAACGCAGUUUCUACUCUUUCUUCUUUUAUGUUGUUGACUUUCUUUGAAAAUUAAAUUCUUUAUGUCUAAGUAGUCUUAAGUCAAGGAGUUCUGAAUUAAUACAUAGAUAUAUCAGAUUUACUUGAAGAAAAUUACUUUUCAAUAGCAAGUAGCGACACUAUUAACUCUAUAGAUCAAUACUCUGACACUAAAUUCAGAAUAGGGUUCUCUAAUUCUUAUAUUUAUGAUGUCGAAGUUUAAUUAAAUGAUGAUGGAACCACUUCUCUAACUAACAUAUCUUUGUAUUAUUACAGAGAUGCAUUUUCAAAGCACAUCUCUGGGUUUAAAGGAUCUAAGUAUCAUCUCUUUUAUGGAGUCAAAGAUAAUUAAUAUAUGUUAACUUUAUACUCUAAUGCAAAUUCAAAGUAGAAUUAAUUCUUAAUUGAAUCAAAACUAGACUUACCUUUCAUUACAGACAUAUAAGGAAUCAGAUAUGCUUAAGAAAUUAGUCCUAGUUCUAUUUUAAUUUCUUUCUCUAAUUAAUAAGUCAUCACCUUCGACAUUUCUGAAAAUGUAAAGUUUAAUGUUUCUUCCUCUUAAUCACAAAUUCCAUCCACAGGAAUAUAACUAGAUCCAAUAAAUUAACUGGAUGACUUAAAUAAUAUAACACUUUUCCUCAAAAAGUAGCCUCCCAAACCACCUCCAACUUCUUCUUCGAAUAAGCUCAUUUUCUCUUUUACUUAUAUCAUAAUUAUUACUACUAUUUCUUUACUUACAUUAUGA
Molecule: messenger RNA, 4656 nt
Organism: Tetrahymena thermophila SB210
Lineage: Eukaryota; Ciliophora; Oligohymenophorea; Hymenostomatida; Tetrahymenidae
Product: transmembrane protein, putative
Exons: 1
Source: RefSeq, a predicted model, not a curated record